This is a messenger RNA of Zychaea mexicana, 1102 nucleotides long. RefSeq lists its product as uncharacterized. The transcript is spliced from 7 exons. The record is from RefSeq and is a predicted model, not a curated record. The coding region runs from base 35 to 982 and encodes 315 amino acids. NCBI's taxonomy places the organism in Eukaryota, Fungi, Mucoromycota, Mucoromycetes, Mucorales, Lichtheimiaceae. Gene Ontology annotation, molecular function: protein binding.
UUUUCAAACACCUUUUUCCCCUGCUGCAAAAAAAAUGUCUGCUCCGCUGCCUCAAGGAUGGGAAGCCCGUCAAGCUCCCGAUGGUCGGUACUACUAUAUCGAUCAUAACAAUCACACCACUACGUGGGAGGAUCCACGAGCGAAAUUUGGAGGAGCUCCUCCACCACCACCCGGUUACCCUCCUCAACAACAACAGCAACGCGGAUACCCGCCACCACAACAGCAAGGCGGUUAUCCACCGCAACAGGGCUACCCACCACAGCAAGGUUAUCCGCCACAACAGGGAGGAUACCCACCACAGCAGGGAGGAUAUCCACCUCAAGGAGGAUAUCAAGGCUACCCACCGCAACAGGGCUACCCUCCCCAACAAGGUGGUUAUCCGCCGCAGCCGCCGCAAGGUAGCUACCCCGGCCAACAGCAGCGUGGCUACCAGGGCUAUCCUCCGCAAGGUGGUCAGUACCGGCCGCCUCCACAGCAGGGCAGCUAUCCUGGCCAGCAACAGCAGCAACACAAGUCUGGAGGCAUGUCUACUGGCAUGAAAGUCGCAGCCGGUGCCGCUGCCGCUGGUCUGGCAGGUUACGGUAUCGCUGAACUCGUCAACCACGAGCAAGAGCAAAGUGAUCAACUUGAGGAGCUGCAGCGCCAAAACGAGGAGUUGGAGCGACAACAAGAGCAGCUUGAGCACCAGCAACAACAACAAGAAUACUACCAGCAGCCUCCACCCGAGCCGGAAUCGUACCCACCUGCCGACUCAUAUCCACCUGCCGACUCGUAUCCACCACCUUCUGACUAUGAUGAUGGCAACAACACAACCAUUAUCAACAAUGAGGAUGGAGAUCAAACGAUCAUCCAGCAAAAUGAGAACGGCGAGACCACUAUUAUCGAACGGGAAGAAGGAUUCUUCGGCGACGAUGUGACGGUUACCCACAUUGAUCAAGACGGUGAAGUUACUACGGAGGAGCAAGACGAAGGAUGGUUCUAAGUCCAAAAUCAGCAACCCUUAAUAACGUGUUGAGCAAAAAUUAUAUACUGUCUAACCCACACAUAGUACACAAAGAAUAUUGCAUACCUAUUAAAAAAAGCACACAAUGUUUGUUCUAAG